AUGUUUACCAGCCUGGCUGGCGUUGGUGGCGGUGUCUGGUCUGCUGGUGUGGCUGUCGACUUGGCCGACAAGUGGCCAUGGUGGCUUGGACGGGCGUCCAGUGAUAUGGCAAAGAAGAAGGAGGUCUGUUGCUCCAAUCAAUCACUCUGUCGUGGUGUGCCUGACGCUGACGAGCUGCGGGAAGGGGGGGAAGAGUGGGCGCGCGCUGACACGUUCCUCGCAGGGGACCUCCACUCCAAGGGUCAGUCGACAAAGUACUCGGUACGAACAGCCCAAAAACGGGGACCGCACCCCACAAAGGGCGAGGAGACAGAUGGAGGGGCGUCUCCGGAGCAAGCGCUGGGAAUGGCCGCCGAGCAGCGUGAGCGUUCUGCCACCUGCAUCUUCCUCCCAAAUGCCCGGUGCACGGCCCCCCAACGCUGCCGACCAACAAGCCUUCAAGUCUCCCGGCCCGUGUGCCUCCACCGAGAAAUACCCCAGCCCGUCCGUCACCAAUGCCUGGGUGCUUGCAACAACGCGGAACCCUAUCAACCUACCCUAUCGGCGCAAAUGAGGUGGAGGACUGAUGUGUACAAACAAAUCGCACGCCGUCAAUCGACAGGCAGCACCGUACAUGUUUCCGUGGAAGGUCCGGGCCGGGAAACACAACAAGACGAUCUGUGCUCCUCAGCCUUGGAAUCCUUGAUGGAAGAUCGUGCCAUGGAUCUGGAAAUGGUGUCUACCUGCUGCUGCUGUUGCUGCCCUGCCGGAUCCUGUCGUGGCCAGAUCAACGACGACAGACAGGCAUUUACUGGUAUGCCAUCAUUUUCAACAGAUUUGCUUCUCGUUAACUACCGGCGUCGUCACUGGUCGCUCUUCCCCGUCCACGUUGUCGCCAGCUGGUGCCGCCUCUUACGUUCACAGGCUCGCUUGAGCAUUCAUCAUGGUUCCUUAAAUGAUGGUACGGCACCCGAACUCGGAUAUUCAAAGGUGAACACUGCUUUCCUUGCUUGUCAGGGCAUGAAACAACCGCUGCCUCCGAGCCCUCUCCGAGUCCCGAAGAGUACCCAGCGACUCGACAAUGUCAACUACAAGUGUCCUUCACCGCUAUGCUUCACGUGCACAUAUGUAGUGCAUAAACAGCCCGUGGCAGUGGCGUAA
Neurospora crassa OR74A is the source of this 1140-nucleotide messenger RNA. RefSeq lists its product as hypothetical. The transcript has 6 exons. The coding region runs from base 1 to 1140 and encodes 379 amino acids. Lineage: Eukaryota; Fungi; Ascomycota; Sordariomycetes; Sordariales; Sordariaceae. The record is from RefSeq and is a predicted model, not a curated record.